This is a messenger RNA of Lichtheimia ornata, 1050 nucleotides long. RefSeq lists its product as uncharacterized. The coding region runs from base 1 to 1050 and encodes 349 amino acids. NCBI's taxonomy places the organism in Eukaryota, Fungi, Mucoromycota, Mucoromycetes, Mucorales, Lichtheimiaceae. Gene Ontology annotation, cellular component: cyclin-dependent protein kinase holoenzyme complex; nucleus. The record is from RefSeq and is a predicted model, not a curated record. The transcript has 2 exons. Gene Ontology annotation, molecular function: cyclin-dependent protein serine/threonine kinase regulator activity; protein kinase binding. Gene Ontology annotation, biological process: regulation of cyclin-dependent protein serine/threonine kinase activity.
AUGAAUCCUUUCAACAACGCUCCUGCUGCUGCGCAGCCGCCAGUCACGUUCCCAGUUGCCGAUGCUGCGCCGCAUCCGAUUGGUACAAGCUACGAUCAUAAAUACCAGCUACUCUCUCUAAACAACGCCUCAUCCAUGUAUCACACCUCCUCUUCUUUACUUGCUACGCCACGACGCACGCCACCACAAGAAGAUACAUGCAAAACUGAUAACCAUAACACCACCACCACUACCCAUAAGCAACAACAACAACAACAACAUCAGGAGAAGCAACGUGCCUAUGUGAAUGCCCUUGUUGAUGUCACGGUCCAAGCCAUUGCUUCCAUCUGGCCCAAUGCUUGUAGCACUCCAAGCAAUGGCAAUGCCCAACGCCCCAUUGCCAAUCUCAACACGUUCCUGCACCACAUCUUAAAGCACUCUCGCACGACUCAUUCGACUUUGCAACUUGCAAUCUUUUACUUGUUUCGUAUUCGACCUCGAGUAUUGGAGCAACGACACGAUAAUGUCUACAUUGCUUGUGGACGACGUAUGUUCCUUGCUGCAUUAAUUUGUGCCCACAAGUUCCUUCAAGACAAGACAUACAAAAACUCGGCCUGGUCCAAGGUCAGCGGUUUAAGUGUAGCCGAAGUCAACCAUGCAGAACGAGUCAUGCUUCAGCUUUUGGAUUGGUCUCUUUACGUCAAAAAGGACACCUAUGACAAGUGGAUCAUGAUGCUUCAAGGCCAUCUCAAAUAUGCACCCUCCAAAAAUCACACCACAACCACCACAACAACACACUCCUCUAUCGAUGCUGCUUUCCCUAAUGAUAACAACAACAACAACAACCUCCAAACGCCACCUCUCAAGAUACCCGCACUUCAUGCUCCCAUCACCAGCCGUGCUUCUCUCGCUAAUCAGCAAGCUAAAACCAUUAUCAACCUCGGUAUGCCUACACCUGUGCAGGAUAACCUUUGUUCCCCACCCCACAAGCGUAAGGCGGAUGCUGAUGAUGAUGAUGAUGUUCUUCUUGCUCAUCCCUCAAAGAGAAGAGUUGGUGUCUUUGUACAUUGA